AUGUUAAGAGGAAGAGUACAACAUUUACUUCAUUGCGCACUGUUUUUUUCAUUUAUAUUUCUAUUUUUGGUGGGUGCUGGUGCUGUCAUUUUAGAUGAUAAAGAGAAGGCUUACAUUGAUCCUUGGGAAACUUAUGGAAUCUUAGGAGCUAUUAUACUGUAUAUUUUGAGAUUUCUUACAUUUUUAACAUUACCUCAAGUUCUGUGUAAUUUUGGUGGGUUAAUAUUAUUUAAUGCAUUCCCAGGAAAGAUAAAACUUAAAGGAUCUCCUUUGCUUGCACCUUUUAUUUGUAUAAGGGUUGUAACUAGAGGUGAUUUCCCCGACCUAGUAAAAGAAAAUGUAUCAAGAAAUAUGAAUAAGUGUAUAGACGUGGGAAUGGAGAACUUUAUGAUAGAAGUUGUGACUGAUAAAGCUGUUAACCUGCCUAAGCACAGAAGAAUCAGAGAAGUUGUAGUGCCAGCUGAAUAUAAAACAAAAACAGGCGCCAUGUUUAAAGCGAGGGCAUUGCAGUAUUGCUUGGAAGAUAAUGUUAACAUAUUGGCAGACACUGACUGGAUUGUACAUUUAGACGAAGAAACAUUACUGACAGAGAAUUGUGUCUGUGGAAUAUUAAAUUUUGUUCAAGAUGGUCAACAUCAGUUUGGUCAAGGCUUAAUUACUUAUGCCAAUGAGCGUAUUGUUAACUGGUUAACGACACUUGCUGAUAGUUUUCGUGUAGCUGACGAUAUGGGAAAAGUGAGAUUGCAAUUACGUUUAUUUCACAAGCCCCUCUUCAGUUGGAAGGGUUCAUAUGUUGUCACUCAGGUCAGCGCAGAAAAAAAAGUGUCCUUUGAUAAUGGUCCUGAUGGAUCGGUAGCAGAAGAUUGUUUCUUUGCUAUGAAAGCAUUUUAUCAAGGAUAUUCAUUUAAUUUUAUUGAAGGAGAAAUGUGGGAAAAAUCUCCCUUUACUUUAUGGGAUUUCAUGCAGCAGAGAAAGAGGUGGCUGCAAGGUAUAUUAUUAGUUGUUCAUUCUAAGGAACUGCCUAGGUUGUACAAGGUAUUCUUAACUCUAUCGUGUUACUCAUGGGUGACAAUGCCUUUAUCAAGUAGCAAUAUUGUACUUGCCAAACUGUGUCCCAUACCAUGUCCCCAUGCAGUGGAUUUAAUAUGUGGUUUUAUUGGAGCAGUCAAUAUUUAUAUGUACAUAUUUGGUGUGAUGAAGUCAUUUUCAAUCAAUAGAUUUGGCCCUUUUAAGUUUGUUUUAUUCAUUGCUGGAGCACUAGCUACCAUUCCUUUAAAUAUAGUAAUUGAAAAUAUUGCAGUCAUAUGGGGGGUUUUAGGUAAAAAGCACAAAUUUUACGUAGUAAAUAAGGAAGUUAAGAUACCAGUAACAGUAUGAUUCUUUGUCAGAUUAAAUGCAUAUUGUAGUUAUAUAAAAAUAUAUUGCACAAAUUACCUAAGAUUGACUGUCUAAUGAUUAGUUGAAGAUUAAUGCAAGUUAAAUGUUAA
Molecule: messenger RNA, 1487 nt
Organism: Melitaea cinxia (Glanville fritillary)
Lineage: Eukaryota; Metazoa; Arthropoda; Insecta; Lepidoptera; Nymphalidae
Product: beta-1,4-mannosyltransferase egh
Exons: 2
Coding region: 1-1377 (458 amino acids)
Cellular component (GO): cytoplasm
Molecular function (GO): beta-1,4-mannosyltransferase activity
Source: RefSeq, a predicted model, not a curated record